AUGAAUAUCACCAGCUCGCUCAUAUCUGAGCGCGACAAGGCUCUUCUUGGAGGCGACUACAAUGCCUAUCAUGCCCAAGCAACCCGCAAAAUCCAGAAUCUGCGACGUCGGCUCGGUGCCGCAACUCGAGGCAGAAAAUACAGUCCAAAAGCUCCUGUGACGGCAGAAAAUGUCUCCAAAAAUGCCGAAUGGGUACAGCUGCUCCUUGCCAGCUCUGAGCGAGCAUGGGCAUCUGCUAUGGCCAUGAAGUCGGCACAAUCGCCCGAAACCACCCAGAAACCUAUGCCCGGCUCCACGAAGCGUCAGAUUGCAUCACGACUGCGAAGAGCAAUUACCCAUGCGGAUAACUUGGUCAACAUCCUCCAAGACCGCAACACGACCGGCGCGAAAGUGCUGGAUGACCUGGAAGCACGUGCGUACCUUUCCAUGUUGAAAGGCGGCCUUGACUUCGAGAAGGGAAGAUGGCAAGCAUGCAUUCAGGACUACUCUGUCACUCAGGUUAUAUACUCGACGUUGGCACGGUCGGCAAAGAUAGACGCAUACAAGGAUUUGCUGUCGGGCAUCGUAGACCCCAGCAUCCGCUAUGCGGCGUACCAGUUGAAGAUGCCCCGCACAAAAGCCCUGAACGAGAUUGUCAUCGAGAACUUUCCUCAAUCAGAGACGAGCGUGAGGCAGGAAAUUGAGCAGAUCGAUCCACAAGCAUUUUCGACGGCAGCAGAAGCAGCGCCCACUAAGGGUGGUCCCAAGGAUAUUCCAUCCACGCUCUCCUGGAGAAGUCGCAAAGUGAAGCUGGAAGACGCCAACAUCUCCCAAGCACUGGGGUUGUCCAAAGAGAAAGAAGAGGAUUUGGCCUCAUCAUUCAAAUCGUUCCGAGACGGCUCAUUGAGCGCGAAAGACUUUGCGACCGCAUAUGAAGAGGUCAUCACUGCCCGUCAGGACGCAGCGGAUGCCACGAAGACCGCAAUCGAUGAGCUCGUCGCCGAAGGCGUUGACACCGGGGAUGCGCGCAUGCAAUCAUUGCAAAUCACUCGCACAGCCGUCAAUUACGCCGUCAUCGAAUGGCGUAUCGGCCGGAAUAGAGUGCUCUGUGGUGCGUCAGAUGACGGUCUGGCUUUUGAGGAUGAGAAGCCCAAACAGCCAUUGAAGCCGCGAAAGGACGGUAAAACCCGUGCACCGAAGGGGGAAAGCACCGGACGAAAGAUGUCCAGACUGCGAGAACGAGUGGCUCUCUACGACUCCAUCCUGCAGAGUCUUGACGCCGUCAAGGAACUCCCCGGCGUCAUGGCAGACGCUCCCUUCGUGGACGAGCUCGACGCCAAGAGGGCAUAUUUCCGAGCGUUGAAGUGCCUUGCCGUUGGCCGCUCACACGCGAUUAGCGACCACAUCCCCAAUGCCCUAGCGCUAUACGCCCGGGCACUCGAACUGGCCGACACAGCUGCCAGCAAACUCGGCGCGUCCACCAGCCUCACCACCACCACCGACAAUACAACGCCACCUAACCUAGACAUCUCAGCCAAACAACUGCACCUCACAGCCUCGACCGUACGGAAACUUGUUCUUCGAUACCGCGCCCUCGCGGAACUCAAAUCGUCCCACGCCACAUCCGAUGGCUCGUCAACAACUCCAGCUACGGCACCAAAACCCGCACCGUUGAUAGAACGCCUCUCCCACAACCAGUAUAUCCCCAAUCUCGACCUCACGAACCUGGUCAACUAUCCGCCCAAACUACGGCCCGUGCCCGUGAAGCCCUUGUUCUUCGACCUGGCCUGGAACUACAUCAAAUAUCCCGGGCAGAAGGGACCCGAGGACGACGUCCAGCCCGCGAAAGAAUACGUGCAGAUGCAUGACGCCGGACCGAGAACCACCAACGGCCCAGUGUCGGAGACGGACACGAAAGACGACCGAAAGGCGCCCAAGCGCGGAUGGUUUGGGUUUGGUCGUUCGUGA
Molecule: messenger RNA, 1947 nt
Organism: Cladophialophora carrionii CBS 160.54
Lineage: Eukaryota; Fungi; Ascomycota; Eurotiomycetes; Chaetothyriales; Herpotrichiellaceae
Exons: 2
Coding region: 1-1947 (648 amino acids)
Biological process (GO): SRP-dependent cotranslational protein targeting to membrane
Cellular component (GO): signal recognition particle, endoplasmic reticulum targeting
Molecular function (GO): signal recognition particle binding; 7S RNA binding; endoplasmic reticulum signal sequence receptor activity
Source: RefSeq, a predicted model, not a curated record